Acinonyx jubatus (cheetah) is the source of this 6182-nucleotide messenger RNA. RefSeq names its product vacuolar protein sorting 45 homolog (gene VPS45). Gene Ontology annotation, biological process: intracellular protein transport; vesicle-mediated transport. Bases 125 to 1768 code for a protein of 547 amino acids. The transcript has 15 exons. The record is from RefSeq and is a predicted model, not a curated record. Gene Ontology annotation, cellular component: Golgi membrane. Lineage: Eukaryota; Metazoa; Chordata; Mammalia; Carnivora; Felidae.
ACUUCCGGAAGCCGAAGCCGGGCGGGGAGGAAGCCACCGAGACCCGGCCAAAAGGCCGGGGGUUAAUUUAGCCAGAAAAAAGGGGGCGGGAAGGGCUGUGGGGCUAACCUGUCAAUUCGCUACCAUGAACGUGGUUUUUGCUGUGAAGCAGUACGUUUCCAAAAUGAUAGAGGACAGCGGACCGGGUAUGAAAGUACUUCUCAUGGAUAAAGAGACGACUGGCAUUGUGAGUAUGGUAUACACACAAUCAGAGAUUCUUCAGAAAGAAGUGUACCUUUUUGAACGCAUUGAUUCUCAAAAUCGAGAGAUCAUGAAACAUCUGAAAGCAAUUUGUUUUCUUCGACCUACGAAGGAGAAUGUGGAUUAUCUGAUUCAAGAGCUCCGGAGACCAAAAUACAGUAUAUAUUUUAUUUAUUUCAGUAAUGUGAUCAGCAAGAGUGAUGUGAAGUCAUUAGCUGAAGCUGAUGAACAGGAAGUCGUGGCUGAGGUUCAGGAAUUUUAUGGUGAUUACAUUGCUGUGAAUCCACAUUUGUUUUCCCUGAAUAUUUUGGGUUGCUGCCAGGGUCGAAAUUGGGAUCCAGCCCAGCUAUCCAGAACAACUCAAGGACUGACAGCUCUCCUUCUAUCUCUGAAGAAGUGUCCCAUGAUUCGUUAUCAGCUUUCAUCAGAGUCAGCAAAGAGACUUGCAGAAUGUGUUAAGCAAGUAAUAACUAAAGAAUAUGAACUGUUUGAAUUCCGGCGGACUGAGGUUCCUCCGUUGCUGCUUAUUUUAGAUCGUUGCGAUGAUGCCAUCACCCCAUUGCUAAACCAGUGGACAUAUCAGGCCAUGGUCCAUGAACUACUGGGCAUAAACAACAAUCGGAUUGAUCUUUCCAGAGUGCCGGGGAUCAGUAAAGACUUAAGAGAGGUGGUCCUAUCUGCUGAAAACGAUGAAUUCUAUGCUAAUAAUAUGUACCUGAACUUUGCUGAGAUUGGUAGCAAUAUAAAGAAUCUCAUGGAAGACUUUCAGAAGAAGAAACCAAAAGAACAGCAAAAACUAGAAUCAAUAGCAGACAUGAAGGCCUUUGUUGAGAAUUACCCACAGUUUAAGAAGAUGUCUGGGACGGUAUCAAAGCAUGUGACAGUGGUUGGAGAGCUGUCUCGGUUGGUCAGUGAGCGGAAUCUGCUGGAGGUUUCAGAAGUUGAGCAAGAACUGGCCUGUCAGAAUGACCAUUCUAGUGCUCUCCAGAAUGUAAAGAGGCUCCUGCAGAACCCCAAAGUGACAGAGUUUGACGCUGCCCGCCUAGUGAUGCUUUAUGCUCUACAUUAUGAGCGACACAGCAGCAACAGCCUGCCAGGACUAAUGAUGGACCUCAGGAAUAAAGGUGUUUCUGAGAAGUAUCGAAAGCUUGUGUCUGCAAUAGUUGAAUAUGGCGGUAAACGGGUCAGAGGAAGUGACCUCUUCAGCCCCAAAGACGCUGUGGCUAUUACCAAACAGUUCCUCAAAGGAUUGAAGGGAGUAGAAAAUGUGUAUACUCAACAUCAACCUUUCCUACAUGAGACCCUGGACCAUCUCAUCAAAGGAAAGCUUAAGGAAAACCUGUACCCUUAUCUAGGCCCCAACACACUCAGAGACAGACCUCAGGAUAUCGUUGUGUUUAUAAUUGGAGGAGCCACCUAUGAAGAGGCUCUAACAGUUUAUAACCUGAACCGUACCACUCCUGGAGUGAGGAUUGUCCUGGGAGGAACCACAGUGCAUAACACAAAAAGAAAAAUUAGGAUCCUGUAACAGAAUUUGCAUUUCAAAGGAAGAGGAAUCCAGAGGACACUCUUGUUCACUUAUGGGCAUUUCAGGAUCAGUUUUUUAAAAGUGUUGGAACCAUCACCAUCUCCGUAGAGAUUCUAGAGGGAGUUACUUUGCUGCUGUGACCAACGCAUUAUUAAACACCAUUGCAAGAGCUGUGGUGGGGUGUAUUGCCUGUCACUGACAAGCAUUUAUUGAGCACUGAUAACGUGUAAGGUUUUGUGAAAGGCGCUACAAAGAGACAAACAUGGAGACAUGUUCCAUAUUUUUAAGGAUUUCGAUGUCCAAUGGGAAAAAUAAGCAUAUAAAUGAGUAAUAAGAUGCUUUUUGAAAAAACUGGAUUUAACCAAGAUUCAAAUCUAGGUCUGUCUCUUGGUUCCAAUUUAUUUGUGCAUUUGGAACAUAUAUUUUUAAAAUUAAAAAUAGCUUUUCACUGCAAAAUCAAUGCAUAAUACUCGUAGGAAAAAAAUUUAAUACAGCUAAGCAAAAAUAAGAUAAUAAAAAUAUCCAUACUGCCACAGUCCCACCAUAGGAAAUGUCAACAUCUUGAUGUAUGUAUAGCCUUUUGGACCUUUUUCUAUUAAUGUACGCACAUAUAUUUUUAAACAAAAGGACUGUACUAUACAUGUACUUUCAAUGAAAAUUCCAACAUAUCUAAUUUUUAGAGUGACUGAAUAGCAUUCUGUUGUCUGAUUGUGCCCCAUCUUAUUCAACCAACCCUUUUUUGUUCAUUCAGCACUUAUUGAGUGCCUACUGUAUUCCAGGAGCUAUCUUAAGACUACAGUGUUGUGUUACAGUGGUGGAUAAAAUUGUUUAGUAUUAAUUGUUUAUAAUUUUUCAAUCAUAUUAAUAAUGCUAUAAUAAACAUUAUUUUAUAUGUAUCCUUAUAUACUUGUCCAGUCGUUCACUUGGGAUAAUAAUUGAGCAUAUACUAGAUGCCAGACAGUCUGGUGACUUCAUUACAUAUAUUAUCUCAUUUAAUCUUUGUGAUCCAAGAGGCAGUGUUGUGAUUUCAAUUUUAAAAUGAAGAAACAAGAACAUGGAGAAAUGAAAUAAUUUGCCUUAGGUCAUACGACAAGGAAGUGCAAACCUGUAAAUCAAGUUCAAAUUUGUGUGAUCCUAGAUUCAUGCACUGCUAGCAAUGUUAAGGUGAAAUUACUGCCUCCAAGAGCAUAAACUUUUUGUUUGUUUUUACUUUUUUUUUAGUAAGCUGUACACCCACCAUGGGGCUUGAAUUCACAACCCUGAGAUCAAGAGUCACAGAACAUAAAUAUUUUUAAAAAAAUUUUUUUAGUGCUGAUUUAUUUUUGAGAGUGAGAGAGAGAGACAGAGUGUGAGAGGGGCAGGGGCAGAGAGAGAGGGAGACACAGAAUCUGAAGCAGGCUCCAGGCUCUGGGCUGUCAGCACAGACCCCAUCGUGGGGCUCAAAUUCACAGGCCAUGAGAUCACGACCUGAGAUGAAGACGGAUGACCAACCAACUGAGCCACCCAGGCACCCCAAAUACUUUUAAGAUGCUAAAUUACUAAUUUUCCAGCCACAAAGAUUUUAUUACCAGUUUAACCUUCACAUCAUGUCCAUGCAACACUGAGGUUAGGUGCACUUGAUUCUUAAAACUAAACUUAAAAAUCUUCAAUUCUUGGAAUGCCUGGCUGGCUCAGUCUCUCGAUCUCAGGGUUGGGAGUUCAAGCCCCAUGUUGGAUGAGGAGCCUGCUUAAAAAAAAAAAAAAAAAAAAAAACUAUCAAAAAUCAUCAAUUUGUAUGGAGGUUGGUUAAAAAAAAAAAAACUUCAACUCAAAUCAGAGAAAGAAGAAAGAAGCAGAUAAACGUUGUGAAGUUGAGAAACCAAUAAAUGAGAGAGACACAAAUAGAGACAAGAGAGUCAGAGAGAGAUACUGACCCCCUUCUCCCUCCCAUUGCUUCAACUUACCCCCAGCCCCACGCCAUCUAAUACACCUUUUUCUUUUACAUAAGCUUGUUUGAAUAGUUUCUGUUUCUUAUAGUCAGGAUGUUGCAUUUUAGAAAAAUGUUCUCGUCAUUUACAAGUCUAUAGGAUAUGCCUUUUUGUGUAGUGUGUAAGACCCAAUCUGUAUUUGCAUAUUUGUUUCGGGAUUUGUUGGGUUAAACAAUAGAAAGUUAAAAAUAGAAGGAAAAGUUCAAAACUUCUAACUCUGUGUAGUGACACAAAAGUGACCUGUUUACUUCAUAUAUUACCUACAUUUCUUUUUUUUCAAGUUUAUUUAUUCAUUUUUAGAAAGAGAGAGGGAGAGAGAGAAUCCCAGGCAGACUCCAGGCUGUCAGCGCAGAUCUUGAUGUGGGGCUUGAUCUCAAGAACCGUGAGAUCACGACCUUGAUCAUGAUCAAGAGUCGGAUGCUUAACUGACUGAGCCACCCAGGCACCCUUAUGAUCUACAGUUCUGUUUUUUAUGAUAAAAAAUACUGAAAUGUUCUACAGAUUCUUAAAAGUUAUCAAUUUGAUGUCACUGAGAUUAUUAAAUACUCAAGUAGUUGAUUAUUGUCAGCACAGCCCUGAGUUGUCUUUCCUCUGCCAAAACUCUGUUACCUUCCCCAGCUGAGUGAUGUAUCCACCAAGAGACCUGUUCUUUCACAGGGAUUGUCAUUAGAGCCUUGGUUGAAUGGGACCUGUGAUUUACACAUCACUGUUUGGUACCUUUCAUCUUUUAAAAGACAGUACAGGGGUUCCUGGGUGACUCAGACUCUUGAUUUCAGCUCAGGUCAUGAUCCCAGUUGGACUCCGCGUGGGGCUCCACGUUGAGCGUGGAACCUGCUUAAGAUUCUGUCUCUCCCUUUGCCCCUCUGCCCCGCUGAGGCAUGCUCCCUCUCUUAAAAAAAAAAAAAAAAAAAAGGCAGUUUUGCCUAGCAGUUAAGAGCAUGGACUCCAGUGCCAAGACUACCUUUUUAAAUCCCAGUUUUGCCAUGUGUCCACUUAUAUGACUUUAUGCAAAUUAUUUAACCUUUUUGUGCCUCAGUGUCUCAGCUGUAAAAUGGAGGUCCAUAAUGGCUCUUUCACAUCACUGUGGUGAUGAACGGAUAAUAGAACAUAUAUGAAAUGCUUGCAGGAGAAUCUGGCAUGGGGGAAGCAGUCAAUAGCUGUUACUUGCUGCUGCUGCUACUGUUAACUGCUCUUCUAUUUGGGGAACUCUGGAUAUUCAUCAUCAACCACCUCUGCCAUCACCCAUACUUCAAUCACUUGUUUUGAAACCCUUCAAGAGCAGAAUUCUGUUAUUAUCCCAAGUAGGAAUACACCAGGGCAGUGAUAAAAUUUACUAUGAAGGUAGUAGCCCAGCUGCCAGAUGACCUUUGUGUUGUGGUCUGUGAGGACAAAAAUGUUUAGUAGCUCAGGUUCCAUUUGUGCUCACUUAAAAUGUCCCCUUUGAGGCUCCCAGAGUCAGCACCUGUGUAAUUAAUAGGCCAGCACAGAGCCUUCCACAGCCAUGCUUGCUGCAGGCAGGUUAUUUGGGGCUUUGCUUCUUGUAUUUUUUUGUGGUGGUCACCAUUCUACUCCUGUAGUUGUGGUUGCUUUGAGAAAUUGAUGUGGUUUUGAAUGUUCCCAGUGGUGAGAAAGUGUAUCUCUAGCUCUUUUGGUUUUCGGUUGAUAACCUCCUUUCAGGCCCCUGUAUAACUGAUAUUACAGGCAGUUGUGUCCCUGAGGAGUCUGUUUUCUGCCCUGUGGACUCCAACGGUAGUCCUUUCUCCUCACACAGCCCUCCAGUGAAUGAUAUACGCACAAUGCUGGCUACAGGCAGAAUCCCACUGGUGGCUUUUGUCCUCUUUCUUCUCAGUGAGAAAAUAAAGCCAAGGGCUCCUGUUUAUUUGUUUUCUUUUGCUUUGCUUUUAGGGUUUUAGUUCUUUUUCCCCAUAAGUCAGGUGUCUAGUGCUAAGGUGGGAACUGGGAAGGAGAAGCUAUGUUUUUUAAUAGGCAGUUACAUUGUUUGUAAGAAAGUGUCAAUUCCUCAGUGGAAGUGGUUAUAAUCAAGGAAAUAUUUUGUCUUAAUUCAGUGUUUCCCAAGGUCUGUCCUAUAGAAAAUGUGUUUGGCAUUUGUUUAGUAUUGAUAGGUAUUCCACUAAAAAAGGAUUCUAUAGCCAACUAAGUUUAGAAAAUAAACUUAGUUUAUUGGGCGCCUGGGUGGCUCAACAGGUUAAGUGUCCAACUUCAGCUCAGGUCACGAUCUCAUGGUUUGUGAGUUUGAGCCCCGUGUCGGGCUCUGUGCUGUCAGCUCGGAGCCUGGAGCCUGCUCCAGAUUCUGUGUCUCCCUCUCUCUCCACCUCUUCCUGCAUGCUCUCUCUCUGUCUCUCUGUCUCUGUCUCUCUCUCUCUCUCUCUCUGUCUCUUUCAAAAAUAAAUAAACAGUAAAAUUUUUAAAGAAAAUACUGCCUCCAG